CAAAAAGUCCAAAAAUGAAAUACUUGUAUUGCUUGCAUUUUAGUUUGGCAUUCAUAUGCUUAGUGAGGGGUCAAGUAAAAAUUGAUCCUGUAUCUUUUAUUUACUACAGCAAACAUCUUCGACUAGAUCCUCCUGAAUCAGAUUUUCUUAAAGUUUUUAACCCACUAUUACCUACAGUAGUAUUAGUUCAUGGGUGGGCAGAAGAUUUUAAAACCGAUUCCAACAAGUUCAUCAGAGAGGCUAUUUUAUCAAAAUUUGAUGCUAAUAUCAUUACAGUAGAUUGGAGCAAAUUUGCUAAAGAAGAUUAUGUAACUGCGAGAGUUGCAGUACCAUUUGUAGGAAAGCAGGCUGCUGCAUUACUUGAUCACAUAUCUAAAGAGUUUGCGUAUUCUUUAGGACGAGUUACUAUGGUUGGUUACUCUUUGGGAGCUCAGGUUUGCGGUGCUAUUGGCAAAAACUUGCAUGGUAGAAUCGGAGUACUCACUGCUCUGGACCCUCCAAGCUUUCUUUUCGCCCCCUAUAAUCGUGAUGAUUCUAUACAUAAAACUGAUGCCCAAUAUGUUCAAGUCAUCCAUACAACUAACAAACUUUAUGGAAUGUCAGGAGCCGUUGGACACUCGGAUUUCUAUCCAAAUGGAGGUGAAAGACAGCCUGGUUGUGAUGAUGAUGAAGAUCAUGAAAAAUGCUCUCAUAGAAUGGCAUGGAAAUAUUUUGUGGAAUCUAUCAAUAAGAAUACAUUUCUUGCUACUCGAUGUGAUAGCUGGAAUGAUUUUAAAGAUGGAAGCUGCCAUGGUGAAAGAAGGUUAAUGGGCGGUUUACAAACUGUUGAAUUCGCUAAAGGAAAAUUUUAUUUGAGGACAAAUAGUGAUCCUCCUUACGGGAAACAUUAAGUAGAUAUAUGUAUUCUUUUCAGCAUAGAGCAUUAAAUUUGUUAAAAUUAAAUGUUUUGUUCGGG
Messenger RNA from Ceutorhynchus assimilis (cabbage seed weevil), 955 nucleotides. The record is from the annotation of a GenBank genome assembly. Lineage: Eukaryota; Metazoa; Arthropoda; Insecta; Coleoptera; Curculionidae.